Paramecium octaurelia is the source of this 371-nucleotide messenger RNA. The record is from the annotation of a GenBank genome assembly. Lineage: Eukaryota; Ciliophora; Oligohymenophorea; Peniculida; Parameciidae.
AUGGACGUAUUUAAAGUUUUUGACUCAAUAAAAAGAGAAGGAUUUAGGUUCAAGAAUGGAAUAGAGAUCCUUGUUAACCCUUACAAGAAUGUGAUUAUGAAUGAAUUAAUUUAUGAAGACCAUCCAAAAGGAGAAGUAAUAAAUGUGAGGACAAUUAAUGCUAGGGAGAUUUUGGGAGGUGUAAUGAUGUGGCCAAAGAUCAAGGCAAAAUCAUAAAAAAAUCAAAAAAACGUGACAUUUUAUCAAUUACCAUUGAAUUAACUCUUUAGAAUUUAAUAGAUUUAGAGGUAUUAAGAAUUUAGAGAUACAGAUAAAUAAGAAUGAAUGAUAAACAGAUAUAGAAAAUUAGGGAGGAUAUGAGCUGGAAAUGA